AGGGUUUUUCCUCUUUCAUCUUCAAGUCUUCCCUUGCAUCCUUAAUUUGGCCCUACCCUAGGGUUAAAUAUUUCUUCAUCUAAAGGGAAAGCAUCAAGAAAAACCCUAAUAAUAAAUCAGAGUUAAUUUUGAUUGGUUCGAAUUAGGAUUAUCCAAACUCUUGCCCAAUAUGAAUUGGGCAAGAGUUUGGAUACGAUUUACAACAAUACUUAAUGUCAUAUAUGAUUUAAGUGACACCAUUGUUCUUAUGAUCGCGUCUCGUAUGGUAAGAGAUAGUGAUGAAAUCACACGUCGAGCGCCAUCAAGAAUCAUAUCAAAGGGAUUUUUAAUCUUAGAUGUGCUUUUGACCAUGAUGUAUAUAUUUAUCGGGGUAUUCAUUCUCAACAAGAGCAAAAAUGAAAUACCAACAAUGCCACUUCGGUUUUGGAUCGUUGUUUUCAUGUUCUAUUGUAUAUUCCAUAUCCUUUUCUCGAUCAUACAAUUUGAAGGCGGUCCAUGGUCACAAGCGGAAUCCAUAAUCUUCAAGGACUUGGAAUACAAAAAGAAUGUAUUAGGAAUAUUCUUAUGGGGAUUGGGAAUGUUUUUUAUGGUAAAAGGAGCCGAUCAAAUGUUCCUUGCUGCACCCAAACUCACAUGGAUACUCACCUUCUUCUUGUGCUUUGAUAUUGCCCUUGCAAUAUUUUGUAUACUCAUUUUGUUCGCGGUUUUGGUCACUUUUUGUGGUUGCAUCCCGAUACUUUAUGCAAUAUCCUACUACAAGCGCUAUCAACAAAAUCAACGACGUGUACAACUUCCACCCUGCCCAUGGUGUCACAAGUGAUUCUCAAGGAUUUUGUAACUUGAGGAAUACAAAUAUAUGGCAUUUUUGUAAUUCAAGAAACUCUUAAAACGACUCAUUCACUUUUGUAAAUGAUAAUAUCUUGGAGAUCAUAACUUUGAAACCCAAUUCCUAAUUCCAAACCCAAAGAACAAAAACGAAUGAUGUUUAACGAUGA
This is a messenger RNA of Helianthus annuus (common sunflower), 995 nucleotides long. RefSeq names its product E3 ubiquitin-protein ligase At4g11680. The transcript is spliced from 3 exons. Bases 170 to 820 code for a protein of 216 amino acids. The record is from RefSeq and is a predicted model, not a curated record. NCBI's taxonomy places the organism in Eukaryota, Viridiplantae, Streptophyta, Magnoliopsida, Asterales, Asteraceae.